This is a messenger RNA of Klebsormidium nitens, 2031 nucleotides long. NCBI's taxonomy places the organism in Eukaryota, Viridiplantae, Streptophyta, Klebsormidiophyceae, Klebsormidiales, Klebsormidiaceae. The record is from the annotation of a GenBank genome assembly.
AUGCCUACGAGCCCCGAAGACAGACCUAGGAUUAGGAGAACCCGUUCAGGUCCCAAGGAAGGGACAGCCCCUCUUUCCCAGGGGGCAGUCUCCCCUCCGGGGAAGAUGGAGGACCGCGUGUUUCGGGAGAAGUCCGGUAACCUCUUUUCAAUGUCGGACUUCAUAACGCCAGCCCCUGAUGUGGAGUACCAAAUGGUGUCGUCUGACUACAAGUACCGGGGGUUGACCGAGAGCUUGCUAAACCUGGAUGGGGACGAGGACCCGUCGUCGGGCGUAAGCGCAUCGGAGUGGCGCCAGUUCCUGUCGUCGGAGCAGGAGAGGGUUAUGGCCAGGUUAAAGCAGGAGCAGGCGGUUAUGGAUAAGGUUGUGAGGCUGCAGCAGCAGAGGCUACACCACGAGAAGGAGGAGGCGCAGAUCCUGCUCCUGCAAAACGUGGCGGAGCGCGAUCUGGAGCUGGAGCAGAUCCGGGAGCGGUCCGAGUCCAAGGUCCGGAUGGAGGAACGCGAGCAGCGCGACAGCAUGCUGCAGGCCUUCGAGAUGAAGCUCCAGGAGCACGUCCAGCGCAAGCGGGAGCACGUCCAGCGCAAGCGGGUGGAGGACGCCAAGUUCGAGCAGCUGCAGGCGGCGCACACGCUGGCGCUCCAGCAGGCGCUGAAGCUGCAGCGCAACCGCGACGCGUUCAACAAGCGGCUCGAGCAGAAGGAAGAGCGGCACACACGCGAGGGGCAGGAGCUCGUCCAGUGGCAGGAACGCACGAUCUCCAACGCGGAGAUGUCCGUCAACAUGCGGCUCAAGAGCAUCCCCACCGAGGCCAAGGCGAUCCUGAUCAAGGCGCACGCGCUGGAGAUUGAACAUAUGAGGGUCACGCACGCGAAACAAGGGGACCAGCUGCGCGAGCGGCAGCUCGUGAACCAGAAGCAGACGGCCAAGAGCUUCGAGUACGAGCAGAAGUGCGUGCACGACGCGAUGAAACUAGAGGCGGGGCACCUGGCGGCGGUGCAGAAGCUGCAGGCGGAGCACGAGCUGGAGCUGAUGAAGCUGAAGCACAGCCUGGACUCGGACAUGCAGCAGUACACGCGCACGCGGCGCGCGGCGGGCUUCGAGAUGGACGCGGAGACGGUGACGCGCAAGCAGAAGCGCACGGCCAAGAAGCUGCGCGCGCGCUUCCAGAAGGAGAUUGAGGUCAAGCGCCGCGCGUGGAACAACCAGCUGGAGGACGACUUCGUCGACUUCAUGUCGGAGUUCGACCCGUCGGUCUCCACGGACCCCGCGAGCACCACCACGCCCAGCGUUUCCGCCGACGGCGACAUGGGACGCCACCCGCCGGAGCACGGCAACGGAACGGAGGGCUACGGCGAGGACUCCAACUCCGGCUCCGGCACGGAGGAGGAGAGGAAGCAGCGGAAGGAGCUGGCGGACAAGAUCGAGGAGGAGGAGGGCGCCAAGCAGACCAACAGCAUGAUGCGGAUCAAGAUGGUCGUCGACUCGCACAAGCGAGUGCUGUCCGCGCUUCGGAAGGAGCACGCGGACGCGAUGGACGCCCUGCGGCGCGAGAGCAUCGCGGGCGCGAAGCGGUUGCGGGACCGUAUGGAGAGCGAGUUGAAGGGCAUGCGGCAGAGCCAGGCGGAGGACAUGGCGCGCCUGCUCAAGCUGCAGGAGAAGUCGGUCGAGGCGACCCAGAGGGCGGUCACCGCCGAGCUGAAGACGAGGGCGGUUACGGCCGAACUAAAGACGGUCAAGGCCCUGGAGCGCGAGCGCGGCAACCUGCUGGAGUUCCUGGGCUUCGUGUGCCACGAGCUGCGCAACCCGCUGUGCGCGAUCACCGGGCUCACGGAGAUGGUGCUGGCCAGCCAGGGCUCGACCAACCCGGUGGACUGUACCGGGACGAUCCUGACGCAGUGCGUCAUCAUGAAGCGGAUCGUUGACGACGUGCUGGACCUGUCCAAGAUCGAGGAAGGCAAGGUCGACCUCAAAGUGGAGCCCAUCGACCUCCCGGAGCUGCUCGACAGCACGGUCUCGGCCUACCGGUGA